AAACAGGCGGAGGCUGGGCGGGGUGGGAAUGGGGCUCCCGCGGCCGGCCAGGGGGGCAGCGCAGGAGGCGGCGGUCGCGGCGGCUGCGUGAGUGCGAGGAGGAGGAGGCGGCGGCUGCAGCGGAGCCGACGGUCGCUGGGCGGCAGGCACUGGUGAUGGAUAGGUAACAGAGAAGACCGCAUCCCUUUCUUGUCAGGGCAUCAGCAUGACCGAGUGCUUCCUGCCCCCCACCAGCAGCCCUAGUGAACACCGCAGGGUGGAGCAUGGCAGCGGGCUGACCCGGACCCCCAGCUCUGAGGAGAUCAGCCCUACAAAAUUCCCUGGAUUGUACCGGACGGGUGAGCCCUCGCCUCCUCAUGACAUCCUCCAUGAGCCUCCUGAUAUAGUGUCAGAUGAUGAGAAAGAUCAUGGGAAGAAAAAAGGAAAAUUUAAGAAAAAGGAAAAAAGGACUGAAGGCUAUGCUGCCUUCCAGGAAGACAGCUCUGGGGAUGAAGCCGAAAGUCCGUCCAAGAUGAAGAGGUCCAAGGGAAUCCAUGUGUUCAAGAAGCCCAGCUUCUCUAAAAAGAAGGAGAAGGAUUUUAAAAUCAAAGAAAAACCCAAAGAAGAAAAGCAUAAAGAGGAAAAGCACAAAGAGGAAAAGCAUAAAGAGAAGAAAUCUAAAGACUUGACGGCAGCUGACGUUGUUAAACAGUGGAAGGAGAAGAAGAAAAAGAAAAAGCCAAUCCAGGAGCCAGAGGUGCCUCAGGUCGACGUGCCGAGUCUCAGACCCAUUUUUGGUGUUCCCUUGGCUGAUGCGGUCGAGAGGACCAUGAUGUACGAUGGCAUCCGUUUGCCCGCUGUCUUCCGGGAGUGCAUCGACUACAUGGAGAAGCACGGCAUGAAGUGUGAAGGCAUCUACAGAGUUUCAGGAAUCAAAUCAAAGGUAGAUGAGCUAAAAGCAGCGUAUGACCGAGAGGAGUCUCCAAACUUGGAAGAAUAUGAGCCUAACACUGUAGCCAGUUUGCUGAAGCAGUAUUUGCGAGACCUUCCAGAGAAUUUGCUUACCAAAGAGCUUAUGCCCCGUUUUGAAGAGGCUUGUGGGAGGACCACGGAGAUGGAGAAAGUGCAGGAAUUCCAGCGCUUGCUCAAGGAACUGCCAGAGUGUAACCACCUUCUGAUUUCCUGGCUCAUUGUGCACAUGGACCAUGUCAUUGCAAAGGAGCUAGAAACGAAGAUGAACAUCCAGAACAUCUCCAUAGUGCUUAGCCCAACCGUCCAGAUCAGCAACCGUGUCCUGUAUGUGCUUUUCACACAUGUGCAAGAACUCUUUGGCGCUGUAGUCCUAAAGCAAGUGACAAGGCCUCUGCGUUGGUCCAACAUGGCUACCAUGCCCACGCUGCCAGAGACCCAGGCAGGCAUCAAGGAAGAGAUCAGGAGACAGGAGUUUCUUUUGAAUUGUUUACAUCGAGAUCUGCAGGGCGGGAUAAAGGACUUAUCUAAAGAAGAAAGAUUGUGGGAAGUACAAAGGAUUCUGACUGCCCUCAAGAGAAAACUGAGGGAAGCUAAAAGACAGGAGUGUGAAACCAAGAUCGCACAGGAGAUAGCCAGUCUUUCGAAGGAGGAUGUUUCCAAGGAGGAAAUGAAUGAAAAUGAGGAAGUUAUAAACAUCCUCCUUGCCCAGGAGAAUGAGAUCCUGACUGAGCAGGAAGAGCUCCUGGCCAUGGAGCAGUUUCUGCGGCGUCAGAUCGCCUCGGAGAAGGAAGAGAUUGAGCGCCUCCGUGCUGAGAUUGCGGAGAUCCAGAGUCGCCAGCAGCACGGGCGGAGUGAGACUGAGGAGUACUCCUCCGAGAGCGAGAGCGAGAGCGAGGACGAGGAGGAGCUGCAGAUCAUUCUGGAAGACUUGCAGAGACAGAAUGAAGAGCUGGAGAUAAAGAACAACCACCUGAACCAGGCAGUCCACGAGGAGCGGGAGGCCAUCAUCGAGCUGCGUGUACAGCUCCGACUGCUCCAGAUGCAGCGAGCCAAGUCUGAGCAGCAGCUACAGGAGGAUGAGGAGCCUGAGAGGCGAGGGGGCGUAGGCCCCCCGCCCUGUGACGGUGUCCUCGAGGUCAAAGCAGCUAAGGAGCAGGUGAAGCCCUCCCCCAGCAAAGACCGGAAGGAGACGCCCAUCUGAACUGCCUCGGGCCCUGGGCGUCUUACUGUAAGCGAGAGCCAGCUGACUUGGCUGCCGUACCUGCUGCAGAGGUUCUCAGAGAUGCUUCCUCUUGCACACGCCUGGCUCCUUGUCAGGCUCAGGCCCUGGGAGGGUGAAGCAGUGGACAGCCGGGGCUUACAGGGAACACAUGAGUUUCCAGAUAGUGUCAGCUUAUUCGAAAAUUAAUUUUCUCUGUUCAAAAUAACUAUUUUAACCCUUGAGUGGCUUCUUUUUAAACCAAAAAUUGUCUUUCUUUGCUUUUUUUUUUUUUUUUUAAAUCACAGCAGAAUCAGGAUCUCUUAUCAAAGGGUGGGAACCAAACCAGGUCACUUCUGCACCUGCCUUGUGGACGCUCGUGGUCUCGCCAGCCCCACAGGGUCUCUGGCCACUCUUGAUUGUGCCUUCCACACCUUCUGGUGCAGAUUGUUCAGUGGGGAGCUGCCUCCUAUUUUCUGACUGGCCAAAAACGGCUCUCGCUGGGUGUUCCUUUACCCGACUGUACUGCUUUGCUUUUACAGUUCCGAAUCAGGUCUGUCAGUGAGUCAUCACCAUGGCCUAGUGUGGUUGCAGGUAGAGGUUACGGUGGAGCCUGCCACCACCGUACAGGCGCAGUCACUCACUGCCAGGGAUCAGCAAAGGCCUUUCCACCGAGGUGGUCAGAGGUGACCACCUUGACCCUGAGGCAUUAACACAAAGGAUGCUUCUCAAACCAGAAACCUUUACUCAACAGACCUCCCAGGAAAACAAGAAUGAUUGAGUUGCUUGCUUGGGCUGGGGUGUGCACACCUGCCAGGAUAAGCCAUGUAGACGUUCUCACACAGAAGUUUUUACUCAUUCACAUCAUCUCAAGGGAGUGCUUACGGAUCCCUCUGACCAUCGAGCAGCGGCAAAGUGACAGCUGCAGCUGACCCCUCUUGAUUGUGCUAGCUCGGGCGGCUCCAAGGUGUCUGGGAGGCCUGACUCUUAGGCAGCUGGCCAGGCUGGGUUGGACUGCCAGAUGAGUGGUCCCCGUGGGAGCUUCCCUGUGGCUCUGAAGACCAACUCCACACAGUACAGUGAGAAACACACCCACACGAGGGCUCUAGUCCCCCCGGUUAGUAUUUAUUUCAGCACCUGUUUGAUGCAGUUUUUUGUUUUUUUUUUUAACCCUCUACCUAUUGCACUGUUGUGACUUGUUGGCCAUUAUUUGAUUUUUGUACGGAAAAAAAGCUUUGUUAUAGAAAUCAGCAUACUAUUUUUUUAAAUCUGGAGAGAAGAUAUUAUGGUGACUGGAAAUAUGAUCAGGUGUCAAAUAUAAAUGUAUAAACGC
Molecule: messenger RNA, 3482 nt
Organism: Peromyscus maniculatus bairdii (prairie deer mouse)
Lineage: Eukaryota; Metazoa; Chordata; Mammalia; Rodentia; Cricetidae
Gene: Ralbp1
Product: ralA binding protein 1
Biological process (GO): small GTPase-mediated signal transduction; endocytosis; positive regulation of GTPase activity
Cellular component (GO): membrane
Molecular function (GO): GTPase activator activity; small GTPase binding
Source: RefSeq, a predicted model, not a curated record